Molecule: messenger RNA, 702 nt
Organism: Dermacentor andersoni
Lineage: Eukaryota; Metazoa; Arthropoda; Arachnida; Ixodida; Ixodidae
Source: RefSeq, a predicted model, not a curated record
AUGCGCGAGGAGGCUGCGGGCGCUUACGGCAGCAGCAGCACCUACGACUACGGAGAGGAGAGCUACCGACGACGCCCCACACCGAGACGAGCUAGCGCCGACAGCCGCUCGACCUCGAGGGAGAGCCGUGCGCGUAGCCGCACUCGCUCCCGCACUCGUUCUCGAGCCCGCUCUCGCACCGGCUCCCGCCCACGCUCGGUGAGGCCUCGCAGCAGGUCGACGGCCCGUGCCAGCCAGGCAGCUGCAGCGGAAGGAGGACGAGGAUCCAACCCCCCACAGGGGAGCUGGGCGGCGGUCGCCUCCGGAGGCGCACCUCGUGCGCCGCUAUCGCGAACCGAGACUGCCAUUAAUAGAAACCCGGGAGCAACUAGUAGCAGCAAUAGCGCUCAGAGUAGCAACAACGGAACAGAAAGCUUGUUACAGAAGCGACUGGAUCAGUUAGAAUCCGUCAUCAAAACACUACAGCAGGAAAAUGCUAGGCUAAAGACCGAAAUUACCACGUUAAAGGAGGCCCCAGCAACCCCCUCUCCUCCUCCUCUGACCAAACCCGUCGCCGCAGAUGCGGCUGGUCGAACGGUCGAGAGCGCGGAGGAAGUCACGGAGGCGCAGGACGCACAGCCCGCUCCUACUAAACGCAAGGCGCUAGACCCGCAACAGACCGAGAUCAAAUUGCAAACGCGCGAGCAGAAACUCCGCGAGUGA